AUGGAGCGACUGAGCAUGUGCAGCUCCCGCACCACUAUAUAAAGAUGGGGAUGAACUCUGUGGCUUUGAGUCACCAUAACUGCGACACUCACUCCUUUGUGCUUCACCAGACACAGAGCAACCGCCAGCCCCAAGAGCAGCUCCAGGCUGGAUCUGCACCAGACACAGGAGAAAGCAGCGGGCAGGCUGAGCAGGGGUGCUGAGGAUGGAGGAAAGCUGGGAGGCUGAGCACAGCUGAAGUCCUGAGCUCCCUGUGCCGUUGACUUUUCUGUGGGCUCGAGCAAGGACCAUCCCAACUCAGGAUGAACCCUCCUUCAGGGCCAAGAGUCCCGCCGAGCCCAACCCAGGAGCCCAGCUGCAUGGCCACCCCAGCCCCACCCAGCAGGUGGGACAGCUCCCAGAGCAGCAUCUCCAGCCUGGGCCAGCUUCCAUCCGUCAGUCCCACGGCAGCUGGGACUUGGGCUGCUGCCUGGGUCCCCUUCCCCACGGUUGAUGUUCCAGACCAUGCCCACUAUACUCUGGGCACAGUGAUCUUGCUGGUGGGACUCACGGGGAUGCUGGGCAACCUGACGGUCAUCUAUACCUUCUGCAGGUCUGUGCUUCAUGGAGUCACUGUGAUGAUGCAGAGCAGAGGCCUCCGGACACCUGCCAACAUGUUCAUUAUCAACCUCGCAGUCAGCGACUUCCUCAUGUCCUUCACCCAGGCCCCUGUCUUCUUCGCCAGCAGCCUCUAUAAGCACUGGCUCUUUGGGGAGACAGGCUGCGAGUUCUAUGCCUUCUGUGGGGCUCUCUUUGGCAUCUCCUCCAUGAUCACCCUGACGGCCAUCGCCCUGGACCGCUACCUGGUAAUCACACGCCCGCUGGCCACCAUUGGUGUGGCGUCCAAGAGGCGCGCGGCAUUUGUCCUGCUGGGCGUUUGGCUCUAUGCCCUGGCCUGGAGUCUGCCACCCUUCUUUGGCUGGAGUGCCUACGUUCCCGAGGGGUUGCUAACAUCCUGCUCCUGGGACUACAUGAGCUUCACACCGGCUGUGCGCGCCUACACCAUGCUUCUCUGCUGCUUCGUGUUCUUCCUCCCUCUGCUUAUCAUCAUCUACUGCUACAUCUUCAUCUUCAGGGCCAUCCGGGAGACAGGACAGGCUCUCCAGACCUUCGGGGCCUGCAAGGGGAGUGGCGAGUCCCUGUGGCAGCGGCAGCGGCUGCAGAGCGAGUGCAAGAUGGCCAAGAUCAUGCUGCUGGUCAUCCUCCUCUUCGUGCUCUCCUGGGCUCCCUAUUCUGCUGUGGCCCUGGUGGCCUUUGCUGGGUACGCACAUGUCCUGACACCCUACAUGAGCUCGGUGCCAGCCGUCAUCGCCAAGGCCUCUGCAAUCCACAACCCCAUCAUUUACGCCAUCACCCACCCCAAGUACAGGGUGGCCAUUGCCCAGCACCUGCCCUGCCUGGGGGUGCUGCUGGGUGUAUCACGCCGGCACAGUCACCCCUACCCCAGCUACCGCUCCACCCACCGCUCCACGCUGAUCAGCCAUACCUCCAACCUCAGCUGGAUCUCUGGACGGAGGCGCCAGGAGUCCCUGGGCUCAGAGAGUGAGGUGGGCUGGACACACAUGGAGGCAGCAGCUGUGUGGGGAGCCGCCCAGCAAGCGAAUGGGCGGUCCCUCUACGGUCAGGGUCUGGAGGACUUGGAAGCCAAGGCGCCCCCCAGACCCCAGGGACAGGAAGCAGAGACUCCAGGGAAGGUGACUGGGCCCGGUACCUGCCAAUCCGUAAAGGGGUGGGGAUUAGGGGUCAGUAGCCCAGGGAGAGGCCAGGAAAGGGAGACUUGUUCUCUUGGGCAGGGGCAAUGCCCUCCAGGAAUCACCUGCUCCCAGCACCUCUCAGCUUUUCCUUGUCUGCCUGGGGGUCUCUGUGACUCCGAGAUGCUCUGAGCAAGGCUUGCAUGUGGUCUGCGUGUGUGUAUGUGUGUGUGAUCAUGCAACUCUGACUCUGCACGGUGCUGUUGGCUGUGCUGUGCCAUGAUAAGUGUACAUGUGUGUGUUGAUAAGAGUAGGAGGUCUGCAGACGGCAGAACAUAGCUCGAGCAUGUGUGUGGCCAUGUGCCCGGCACAUGCUCUGUCACUGUAAC
Chlorocebus sabaeus (green monkey) is the source of this 2119-nucleotide messenger RNA. RefSeq names its product opsin 4 (gene OPN4). Gene Ontology annotation, molecular function: G protein-coupled receptor activity. Gene Ontology annotation, cellular component: membrane. Gene Ontology annotation, biological process: visual perception; G protein-coupled receptor signaling pathway. The record is from RefSeq and is a predicted model, not a curated record. NCBI's taxonomy places the organism in Eukaryota, Metazoa, Chordata, Mammalia, Primates, Cercopithecidae.